AUGGGUGAGGGUUCUGCUCCUGGUAAGGACGCGAAGGGAAAGGGGAAGGCCAAGGCCCCCGCCCCGGCUUCGGCGCUGGUCGCUCGCGACGACUCCUACCUGGAGGCCGUCACACAGAAGAGGAUUCGCUUGUUCGAGGAGAUCCAGGCAAGGCAGGCCGUCGAGCGGCUGAAUAUCGGCGGCGAAGUUAUCAAGAUAACUCUGCCUGAUGGCGCAAUCAAAGAGGGGAAGAAAUGGAUUACAACCCCGAUGGAUAUUGCUAAGGAGAUAUCUAGUGGAUUCGCAGCUAGUUGUUUGAUAGCUCAAGUGGACGAAAAACUCUGGGAUAUGGGGAGGCCACUGGAAGGUGACUGCAAAUUGCAAAUGUUCAAGUUUGAUACCAAUGAAGGCCGUGACACCUUUUGGUACUCAAGUGCUCAUAUUCUUGGAGAGGGUUUCUACUAUGAUGCUUACUACAAUGAUCUGACUUUAAACGAGGAGCACUUUGGUGUCAUUGAAAACCAAGCUAAAAAGGCUGUUGCGGAAAAGCAACCAUUUGAACGCAUCGAGGUCAGCAGGGCAGAAGCUCUUGAAAUGUUUGCUGAAAAUAAAUUCAAGGUUGAAAUCAUUAAUGAGUUGCCCGAGGACAAGACCAUUACAGUAUACAGGUGUGGUCCUUUAGUUGACCUAUGCCGUGGGCCACACAUCCCAAAUACAUCCUUCGUCAAAGCUUUUGCUUGUCUGAAGGCUUCGUCAUUAUAUUGGAGAGGAAAAGCAGACCGCGAAAGCCUGCAGAGAGUAUAUGGAAUAUCUUUCCCUGAUUCUCGACGUCUCACGGAAUAUAAACAUUUUCUAGAGGAAGCUAAGAAACGUGAUCAUAGGAUACUAGGGAAAGCACAGGAACUCUUCUUUUUCCAUGAACUUAGCCCUGGAAGCUGCUUCUUCCUUCCACAUGGUGCUAGGAUAUAUAACAAACUGAUGGACUUUAUGCGACAACAGUACAGAGAUAGAGGAUACCAAGAGGUGUUGAGCCCAAAUAUUUACAAUAUGCAACUUUGGGAAACUUCCGGACAUGCUGCAAACUACAAGGAGAACAUGUUUGUUUUUGAGAUUGAGAAACAGGAAUUUGGGCUGAAGCCAAUGAAUUGUCCUGGCCACUGUCUAAUGUUUAGGGUCCGGUCAUACAGAGAGUUGCCUCUUCGCAUGGCUGAUUUCGGAGUGCUUCAUAGAAAUGAGCUUAGUGGCGCACUUACAGGUUUGACACGUGUUAGAAGAUUCCAGCAGGACGAUGCUCAUAUCUUCUGCAGAGAGGACCAAAGACCAGAGAAGUAUCUAGGUGAAAUUGAAACUUGGAACAAAGCAGAGCAACAAUUGACAGAAGCCUUGAAUGAGUUUGGGAAGCCGUGGAAGCUGGAUUUUCAGCUGCCCAUUCGGUUCAAGCUGACUUAUUCUGCUGAGGAUGAAGCAAAAAUUGAAAGGCCUGUGAUGAUACACAGGGCAAUCCUAGGUUCUGUUGAAAGGAUGUUUGCCAUUCUUUUGGAGCAUUACAAUGGUAAAUGGCCCUUAUGGCUAAGCCCUCGCCAGGCCAUUGUUUGCUCGGUAUCUUCUGGUUCAGUGGAAUAUGCGAAACAGGUUCUUGCCACGCUACAUGAAACUGGUUUCCAUGUUGAUAUUGACGUGAGUGACAGGACAAUACAAAAGAUGGUACGGGAAGCCCAAGUAGCCCAAUUCAACUACAUUCUUGUCGUAGGUGCACAAGAGGCCGAGACUGGAAAUGUCUGCGUUAGGGUAAGAGACAAUGCCGACCUGGCCACAAUGAGCGUUGAUAGCCUCAUCACACGUUUCAGGGAGGAAAUCGGAGCCUUCAGAUGA
This is a messenger RNA of Miscanthus lutarioriparius, 1851 nucleotides long. NCBI's taxonomy places the organism in Eukaryota, Viridiplantae, Streptophyta, Magnoliopsida, Poales, Poaceae. The record is from the annotation of a GenBank genome assembly.